Molecule: messenger RNA, 1932 nt
Organism: Diaporthe amygdali
Lineage: Eukaryota; Fungi; Ascomycota; Sordariomycetes; Diaporthales; Diaporthaceae
Exons: 1
Coding region: 1-1932 (643 amino acids)
Source: RefSeq, a predicted model, not a curated record
AUGGAUCUCAAGAGCCUUAGAAUUUCCUCGCCCCUUGAGGCGGGCACCUCCAUCCUCGACGCACAUCAUCUGCCGUCCUGCUACAACCCAGUAUUCGAGUACACGUCCAAAAGACUCGCCAGGAAGGGGCUACAUAUAACCCUAGUUGUCACACGGAGAGAAACUCAGACCGUGGACGACAGUCAUGCGGCGACGACAUUGGAUGACCCGGUGGUCACCAUGACGCCGCCACAGACUCCUGAUGUCGUGCCCCGGACGCCGGGGUUCUCCACCUUCAAGUCGCUGGUGCGGUCAAAGACACAACACCACUCGGCCAAUACCGAGGAGCCAGACUUCAAGAUUCCAAAACGGAGCAAGACAAUUGCUGCGCUGCCAAAGAAGCCCUCGCUGGCAUCGCUGCUAUGGCCAAUGUCGCCGAGUACCCCGAUCACUCCCAGAACGCCUGCGACACCUAGAACUCCUGCCACUCCCAGAACACCCGCAACCCCAGCCUCCACGAUGACGGCUUCCUCCACCACUACAUAUUCAACUGGUGGUUCACCGGAGACUCUGGACCCCGAUUUCCAGCUCAUCCAUACUGCAUCUCUGACCACGCGGGCAGAGAGAGUCGUCAAGACCACUCUGGAACGCGCCACUCGCAAAUUUCACCUGAGCACUCCACUUGUCGCUCAUGAUCCAUCUGCUCAUAAGAUUCCUUCAGAUGUCAUCCAUCGCUCCAUUCUCCAGAAUGAGCUUCUAUUUUCAUCUGAAGGCCUAACCGUACUGUCACUGGACCACCUGUACACGUUCAAGAGCGCACUGGCACGCUACGCCUCCUCGAUGCAUGAGCCUGGAAGCGAUUUCCGAUUAGAAGAUGCCGUGGAUGAGUUACGGCGGUACGUCUUGUCGUCAUCUGGCGGGCGCCGACGAUUGCUGAAGAGCAGGCUGGUCAGAUCCUAUGAGUGGCUGGGCCCUGUUAGCGACGCAGCCUUGGAUGGUGUGAUGAAGAUGUAUUGCCGGGCAUAUGGCGGUGUCACCAAAGAAACCGGGAUUGAGAACGAUUUGGUCAUACAUCAAGGGGACCCAACCAGAACAAUCCCACCUACGCCGCCUCCCAAGCCCGACGCGAGGUUUGGAAUGGUUGUCCCCCAUGCCAUCCCAUGUAUUCCAAGCUUCGGCGAGAUCUCGUCUUCGGCGAACCAGCCACUUUCGCCUCAGAACAGAGUCCCGGAGACCUCUUCCCCUGUGGUGGACGAGGACGUGACCGACCUUCCUGGGACACCAGUGGUGAAAGACAGCAUACAUAUGCCCAUUCACAAGUUGAAUACCGGAGAUAAUGCAACAGAGGUUGACAACGAUAAAACUCCCACGAAAGUCCAGGGCACGGAGGAGGUGCAGGACACCACAACAACAGAAACCCAUAUGGAGAUUUUGGUACAGCGCCCCAAACCACAAUACUCGCCGAGGGCCUCACCGAAAGCAGCGCUGCCCACACUAAAGCUGCAGACAUCAUUCCCAUCGCUCCCGUCGAAACGGAAGGUGACACCAAUGCCCGGUGCAUUCCAGAAGAAGCCCCCCACAGCAGGACCAUCGACGAGCGACGUGGAGGGCGACAUCAAGAUUGAGAUCGCCGCCGAUGACGACGGCGACAUCACAGACUUCGAGGACGGCGACCUGACCGCCCGGCCCCCGCCGACGGCCACAAGCGCAACCUUCUGGGUCGGCGGGUCCAUCGACGAGAUGCUCAGCAACAAGCAGCGGGGGAGCACCGGCACCGGCUACUCCUGGCGCCACCACCGGAGGAGCUCGUCCUGGGGCCAGUCGCCGCAGCGCCUGGGGCCGGUGACGCCGAACGGGGCCGACGACCUCUCGCCCAUCACGAGGGGCGAGUGGGGUUUCCUGAUGGUCAGCGACCCGUUCAAGUUCAAGACUGCCGCCGUGGAGACUUGUUGA